Octodon degus (degu) is the source of this 1937-nucleotide messenger RNA. It is a transcript of the gene Azin2, whose product is annotated as antizyme inhibitor 2. Gene Ontology annotation, biological process: negative regulation of protein catabolic process; positive regulation of polyamine transmembrane transport; positive regulation of catalytic activity. Gene Ontology annotation, cellular component: cytoplasm. The record is from RefSeq and is a predicted model, not a curated record. Lineage: Eukaryota; Metazoa; Chordata; Mammalia; Rodentia; Octodontidae. Gene Ontology annotation, molecular function: ornithine decarboxylase activator activity; catalytic activity. Bases 214 to 1596 code for a protein of 460 amino acids. The transcript has 10 exons.
CAGGGGCCUCGGCUCCGCAACUGCCACUCCUCCUCGGAGGAUUGCACAAGUUUCGAGAUCACCGGCGACCCCCCCUAGCAGCGCGUCUGGCUCUGGCCCCCGCGAAGGAGGACGGGGCUUGUGUUGCAUACUUUCUAAAGGCAGUGGCUGCGACAGCGGCAGUGGCUCCAUCAGCCCAGCGACCACACUGACCACACUCCUGCUUGGCUUGGCAUGGCUGGCUACCUGAGUGAAUCGGACUUUGUGAUGGUGGAGGAGGGCUUCAGCACCCGUGACCUGCUGGAGGAGCUCACUCGGGGGGUCUCCCGGGCCACCACGGAUGAGGUUGCCGCCUUCUUCGUGGCUGACCUGGGCGCUGUAGUGAGGAAGCACUUCUGCUUUCUGAAGUGCCUGCCACGCGUCCGGCCCUUUUACGCUGUCAAGUGCAACAGCAGCCUGGGUGUGCUGAAGGUCCUGGCUGAACUGGGACUGGGCUUCAGCUGUUUCAACAAGGCAGAGAUGGAGUUAGUCCAGCGCAUUGGUGUCCCUGCCAGUAAGAUCAUCUAUGCCAAUCCCUGUAAGCAAAUUGCACAGAUCAAGUAUGCUGCCAAGCACGGGGUGCAACUGCUGAGCUUUGACAACGAGGUGGAACUGGCAAAGGUGGUCAAGAGCUACCCCAGUGCCAAGAUGGUUCUGUGCAUCGCCACUGAGGACACCCACUCCCUGAGCCGCCUGAGCCUGAAGUUUGGAGCACUGCUGAAAUCCUGCAGACAUCUGCUUGAAAAUGCCAAGAAGAGCCACAUGGAGGUAGUGGGUGUGAGCUUUCACAUUGGCAGCGGCUGUCCUGACCCUCAGGCCUAUGCACAGUCCAUCGCAGAAGCCCGGCUUGUGUUUGAAAUCGGCGCCGAGUUGGGCCACGCGAUGCAUAUUCUUGACCUUGGUGGUGGCUUCCCUGGAGUAGAGGGAACCAAAGUGAGGUUUGAAGAGAUUGCUUCUGUGAUCAACUCAGCCUUGGACCUGUACUUCCCAGAGGGCUGUGGUGUGGACAUCCUUGCUGAGCUGGGGCGCUACUAUGUGACCUCUGCCUUCACCGUGGCUGUAAGCAUUGUCGCCAAGAAGGAGGUUCUUCUAGACCAGCCCAGCAGAGAGGAGGAAAAUGGCUCUGCCCUCAGGACCUUUGUGUACCACCUUGAUGAUGGCGUGUAUGGAAUCUUCAACUCCGUUCUGUUUGACAGCAUCUGCCCCACCCCCAUCCUGCAGAAGAAACCACCCAUGGAGCAGCCCCUGUACAGCAGCAGCUUGUGGGGCCCAGUUGCUGAUGGCCGAGAUUGUGUGGCUGAAGGCCUGUGGCUGCCACAACUACACAUAGGGGACUGGCUGGUCUUUGAGAACAUGGGCGCUUACACUGUGGGCAAAGGCUCCCUCCUGGGGGGGACCAAGACCUACCACAUCACCUAUACCAUGUCCAGGGUAGCCUGGGAAGCUCUGCGGAGACAGCUGCUGCCUGUGGAACAAGAAGAGGAUGCUGAGGGUAUGUGCAAGCCUCUGUCCUGCGGCUGGGAGAUCACAGACACUCUGUGCGUGGGCCCCGUCUUCACCCCAGCAAGCAUCAUGUGAGCAGGCCCCAUUCCCCCUGGACAGCCCCAGUGGGGCCUGGAGAUGCCUCUGCGAGAGGUGGGGAAGGUGGUAAGCAGGACACUUACCGCCAGGACGCUGGUGCUCACUCUGCUGCCCCUAUGCCCUGCCUGUAGUGUUUGUUUCUGUCCUGUAAAUAGGACCAGCCUUCCACCCGCUGUAGUUCAAGUAUGCAACAUAAAUCCUGUCCCUUCCAGCUGUGUCUGCCUUCUCUGCAGGGCAAGGGGCCUGGCCAGCCAGGUUUUGGGGUGUCCUCAGGGUCUCCUUGUAUCUUUCUCACUUUUGUGAAUAUGAAAAUAAAAUUUACCUUUUCUAAUACUCCA